AGAGUACAGCUCACUGGUUCAGAGUAGACAGAAGAUGCCAGUCAUCAACAUCGAGGACCUGACAGAAAAAGACAAGCUGAAGAUGGAAGUUGACCAGCUCAAGAAAGAAGUGACACUGGAAAGAAUGAUGGUUUCCAAGUGUUGUGAAGAAGUAAGAGAUUAUAUUGAAGAAAGAUCUGGAGAGGACCCUCUGGUGAAGGGGAUUCCAGAGGACAAAAAUCCCUUCAAGGAGCUCAAAGGAGGCUGUGUGAUUUCAUAGGCAGGGGGGAAAUUUUCUUAAAAUAUUUAGAAUUUUACUGACAGAGCAAAUUGUUCUCCUAUGCAAUCAAAUUUGUACAUGUUUAAACUUAUGAACUUUAAAUUUUAAUAAAAAUUA
This is a messenger RNA of Acomys russatus (golden spiny mouse), 376 nucleotides long. RefSeq names its product G protein subunit gamma transducin 1 (gene Gngt1). The record is from RefSeq and is a predicted model, not a curated record. Gene Ontology annotation, biological process: G protein-coupled receptor signaling pathway. Gene Ontology annotation, molecular function: G-protein beta-subunit binding. Lineage: Eukaryota; Metazoa; Chordata; Mammalia; Rodentia; Muridae. The coding region runs from base 35 to 259 and encodes 74 amino acids. Gene Ontology annotation, cellular component: heterotrimeric G-protein complex. The transcript has 3 exons.